Molecule: messenger RNA, 1010 nt
Organism: Anolis sagrei ordinatus
Lineage: Eukaryota; Metazoa; Chordata; Lepidosauria; Squamata; Anolidae
Product: INO80 complex subunit C
Biological process (GO): chromatin remodeling
Cellular component (GO): Ino80 complex
Source: RefSeq, a predicted model, not a curated record
AAUUCACCCGUCACUUCCGGUUCCAGUCAAAUCCCCGCCCUUCAGGAACAUUCUGAGAGGUUCUCCAACUUCCCUUUUCCUUCUGUCCUUUCUCUUCCUGCGGGGAAGGCAAACAGAUGAAAUAUCUUGAAGAUCACAAUAAUAUUGGAAGAGCAUAAUACAACUAAUCAGUUAUGCUGAGACAAUUCAGUGGCACGCCAGGAGCACAUUUGCCCGGUGUGAAUUACCUGUAAAGGAAUAGAAGAAAGAAUAAUCUGGGAAACCGCUGUUAUUAUGGCAACCUUAAAUCCUGCUGCUAUUUCUCCAUCAACCACACAGAUACCACCAAGCCCCUUGCCUGCCGCCCCUCCUGGUACAGGAGCUUCAGUGGCGCGUGGUAAAAAGCGGCCCUCCAGUCCUGGGAAUGGCAGCUCCAGUAAGAAAAAACGGUUAACAGUGUUAGGUGGUGGUGGAAGUUUCUUUCAGAGCACAAGUACAGAGACAACAAAUGAAAAUAAAACAUUGAACACUGAUUCCAGCACAGUACCAGUAGAGACUACUAGCAAACCAUUGCCAUUUAAAGUUCCAAGCUUUACUCAUUCUGGCAUUGGUGGAGCUGCAGCUGGUAAAAAGAACAGAACCUGGAAAAAUCUGAAGCAAAUCCUUGCAUCAGAAAGGACGUUGCCAUGGCAGGUUGAUGAUCCAAACUACUUCAGUAUUGAUGCUCCACCUUCUUUUAAACCACACAAAAAAUACUCUGAUAUUUCAGGGCUUCCUGCAAAUUAUACUGAUCCACAGAGCAAACUGCGAUUUAGUACCACAGAGGAAUUUGCCUACAUUCGAAUGCUUCCUUCAGAUGUUGUUAUGGGUUAUCUCACUCUCAGAAAAGCAGCAAAUGUUGUUACCUAAGGGGAAAAGCUUUCACCUGACUUGAAAUGGUAGGAAACAUAUUUCCAGUGGCAUUGUAUGUGUGUGUGUAUAAUGUAUGUGAAUGUGUCCCUGGCAGCUUAAUAAAAGGUGUAUACAAAAUA